Salvelinus namaycush (lake trout) is the source of this 989-nucleotide messenger RNA. Its product is annotated as zinc finger HIT domain-containing protein 1-like. The record is from RefSeq and is a predicted model, not a curated record. The transcript is spliced from 5 exons. Gene Ontology annotation, cellular component: Swr1 complex. The coding region runs from base 54 to 527 and encodes 157 amino acids. Lineage: Eukaryota; Metazoa; Chordata; Actinopteri; Salmoniformes; Salmonidae. Gene Ontology annotation, molecular function: nucleosome binding. Gene Ontology annotation, biological process: chromatin remodeling.
CAGGCCUACGUAGAUUAUCCGAACACGUUUCCUGCUAAAGUAGAAAGGAUCAAAUGGUUUUUGAAAAGAAGUCUUCGGCCCGUGUAGCGGAGGCAGGACAGAGGCGUGUGUUGGACGAUGCAACACGCCAGCGGAGGUUAAAUCGCCAGCUGGAUGCUCUAGAGAAGGACAACUUCCAGGAUGACCCUCUCUCCUCCCUGCCUCCCUCUGGUCCUACCGCCCGCCUGCCCGCCUUUAGCGAAGGAGAGGAACCGGGUAAGAAGAAGAGGAAAACUAGAGGUGAUCACUUCAAACAGAGAUUUCGCAAAAACUUCCAGACUCUACUAGAAGAAGAGAAUGUGUCUGAGAGGGAGGCGCCUAACUACCUGUCAGCUGCAGCCCCUCCCUCCUCGCUCCCCCCUCGUCUGUUCUGCUCCGUCUGUGGAUUUCCUUCCUCCUACACCUGUUGCUCCUGUGGGGGGCGCUACUGUUCCACGCGCUGUCUUAUCACGCACAGAGAGACCAGGUGUCUGAAGAUGACUCUGUAGCAGCUGAUCUGACUAUACCUGGGCAUGCUCACAAAAUGUGGAUGGUAAAUUCGUCUACCUGUAGCUGUAUAGAAUGUUACAACACAGGAACGGCGCUACGGAUAAUGACCGUGUACCAGAGAUGCUAUGGAGAGAACACUACCAGAGAAGUAAUAGGGAACGCUACUAGAAAGUUACAAACAUGCACACAGUGGCUCAGCACUCUGCGGUGUGACGUCAGUGUUGUGGAGUAGGGUCUAAAGCAGUAGUGGUGCGUGGGUAAAAUCACUGGGGAAGCCAGAAAAAAAGUCAUAUUACAACCUAUGUGUUGUGAUAAUUGCAUUGUUUGCUCUAUAACUUGUUAAUUCAUAUUACUUCACGAAUAGGUCUAUCACUCUGUCAUACAGUACACACUUUUAUUUUUUUGUUGUCCUAGGUUACCUGGCUAAAAUGCUUGCUCGCUAGCUUAACUUCCAUUCAUGG